AUGACCUCCAUGGAGAGCGACAAGUGCUGGGCAGAAUGUAUGGAUGUUGCCGUGGAAAUAGCACGUAAAGCUGGCCAGAUGGUUCAGGAAGCAGUGAAGCAGGAGAAGCGUGUAAGCAGUAAGAGCACGCCAACAGACCUGGUGACAGAGGCAGACCAGCAGGUGGAGGAGCUGAUCAUCUCCACCCUCAGGGAGAGGUACCCCACACACAGAUUUAUUGGAGAGGAGUCAUCUGCUGCAGGAGAGAAAUGUGUUCUGACAGAUAGCCCCACGUGGAUUAUUGACCCGAUAGAUGGCACUUGUAACUUUGUUCACAGUUUCCCUAUGGUAGCUGUAAGCAUUGGUUUUGCAGUGAUGAAAGAGCUGGAGUUUGGUGUCAUCUAUCACUGUUUUGAUGGAACACUGUAUACAGCCAGGAAAGGCCAUGGUGCAUUUUGCAAUGGGGUUCGACUUCAGGUCUCAAAGGAAAAAGAUGUGUCCAGGGCCCUGAUUCUCACAGAGAUAGGUGCAAAGCGAGAUCCUGCCACGCUGAACAUCUUUUUAGAGAAUAUGAAGAAGCUGCUCAGUGCUCCUGCACAUGGAGUGAGAAUCAUUGGUAGUUCCACUCUUGCACUGUGUCACAUAGCCAGUGGUGCAGCAGAGGCCUACUACCAGUAUGGCCUGCACUGUUGGGACAUCGCUGCGGCAGCCGUCAUCAUCCGUGAGGCGGGGGGUUGUGUAAUAGACACCUCAGGGGGUCCGCUCGACCUCAUGUCCCGACGCGUUGUGGCCGCCGGAUCCAGAGAGAUGGCAGACUACGUCGUCCGACAGCUGCAGCCAAUCAGCUAUGAGCGGGAUGAUCACCAACCCAUUGUCCAGUCGUGA
Molecule: messenger RNA, 864 nt
Organism: Chanos chanos (milkfish)
Lineage: Eukaryota; Metazoa; Chordata; Actinopteri; Gonorynchiformes; Chanidae
Gene: impa2
Product: inositol monophosphatase 2
Exons: 8
Coding region: 1-864 (287 amino acids)
Biological process (GO): signal transduction; phosphatidylinositol phosphate biosynthetic process; inositol metabolic process
Molecular function (GO): inositol monophosphate 1-phosphatase activity
Source: RefSeq, a predicted model, not a curated record